CUUCGCGCAGCACACACCAGCUUGUUCUCGUCCCUCAUCACCGCCCUCCUCCCUCGGCCGCCGGCAACCAAUCUGAGUGGGCGGGAGGACCUCCCCAACCCCUGAACCCGCGUCUAUACCCGCCCCUGCGCGCUUAUAAAACCGGCCCGGAUCGCGCCGGAAAGUCUUGGGUCUUCAGAAUCGCUCAGGGUUGCAGCAGAACAUCCCCCCUCCUCCGUCUUAUCCCUCCCCUCUCCAUCAUCCUCUCACUGUUUUUUAGGAGACUCUUUUUACGCAUCAUCCAUCCUCACCCCAUCCACCACCACCACCACCACACUCCACAACUGUAGCGGGACCGUCUUUCUGCAGGCCAGUUGCAUGCAUUGUUCGUCUCCCAAAAUGGUUUGCGAGACUAAAAUCGUUGCGGACGAACACGAGGCUAUACCUGGGACCAAAAAAGAGCCGAUGAUGUGGGGCUCCCCGGCGGCCCCCGGCGCGGUUCUGAGCCCCGCCGCCGAGCCCAAGGAUGUGCGGAGGGACGGGGUGUUUAUCCGCGAGUUCGAGCGGGAGGACCAGGAGGAGGUGCUGCGCAUCUUCCACGAGGGCAUCAUGGAGCGGAUACCCAACUCGGCGUUCAGGGGGAUCUGGCAGCAGCCCCGGACCCAGUUCUUAUACGCCUUUCUGACAGUAAUGUGCUUUUACAUGACCAAAUCUGUCACGCUGACCUGCUGUGCACCGCUCAUUCUCAUGGGUGCGCGCUACUACUACAGCAGGAAAGUUAUCCAGAAUUAUUUGGACUGUGCUCUGAACACGGACAUGGCUGACAUUGAGGCCUAUUACAUGAAACCCACAGGCUCCUGCUUCUGGGUGGCGGUUCUGGACGGGCGCGUUGUGGGCAUCGUGGCAGCGCAGGGCCACGAGGACGACAACACUGUGGAGCUGCGGCGCAUGUCAGUGGACUCUCGCUACCGGGGCAAAGGCAUCGCGAAGGCCCUGGGCCGCCGCGUUCUGGAGUACGCCGUGCGCAACAACUACGCCGCCGUGGUCCUCGGGACGACCGCCGUCAAGUUGGCCGCCCACAAGCUGUACGAGUCGCUGGGCUUCUGCAGGACGAGCCAGAGCGAGGACUACAGGCUACCUGGGAUGAGCCGCUCGCCGCUGGAGAGGCUCUUCUUUCAGAUCCGCCACAGCCGCUACCGCCUGCAGCUCCGUGAGGAGUGAGAGGUGACGGAGAGAGAGAGAGAGAGAGAGAGAUGGAGGAGGGGGAGACGGAGGGAGAGAGGGACAGAGAGAGCAAACACCCUCCUUCACCUUUGAACCCCAACUGCAUCCUCUCCUCUGACAGCUUUUAUUUAUUUUGAGUCGUAGUUAUGUUUGAGUAACCCUUUUGCUAUUUCAUGGUGAAGUCACUAAUGUUUUUUAUUGUUACACUUUUCUUGCUAUAGUUUUUGUAUUUUAAUUUUACACACUGAGUAUAUAUAUAUUUUUAAGUUUCAUUAACCUAACUUUUUGGCAUUCUUGUCCCGCCCUCUCCAUCGGAGAAAUAAAACUACGUAUUAGACAUUUAGCUGGCAUCCAAACCAAUCACUGUCCGGCCUUUGACCCCAGAUUAUGUGGCGCAGAUCAAACCCACCGGAGGGGGUCGGACACGACGAGGUGGUUGAGAGGUGAAGAAGUUUAAUAAUUAUUAUCAGCCCUGGUAAAAAUGUGCGCAAAGACAAAUCUUUAAAGUAAAUGGUUCUCGUUUUAUCUUUCGCUUUUCUCCAAAAACGGUGCAGUGAAACAAUGGAAAAAGGGAAGACCUACUUCCUUCGUUACUUCAAAAUAAGACUCCAAACACAUUUUCCUCACUAAUUUCCUGAUUUAUUUAUGUUCUCUUGUUUUUCCCAUUCUGAAGACCUGCUAAGAGAAACGGGCCUCAGUAGCUGCGUUUCCAUUGGCCACAUAAUUCGGCAAAUUGAAUCCAAAAUAAAUUUGCUUAAUGGCAAUUUAGAAAAAAAAAAAAAAAAGAGUUUUUGCGCUAGAAUGAGGUUGUUUUUCAACCUCAUUGAAAUUUGUGUAUUUCACAAAACUGCUGCGGAAACAUUUUCUGCCAACAACCGGAUGUUACUACUGGCAGAAACGAUGAAGAAAACGACAGGAAGUGGUGGAAGGAUGUUGGCGAACAAUGUUUUUCACGUGAUCUGACUCCGUUAAAGAAAGCAGCAAAACUGCGAAAUUGUGUUUUUUUCUACAUUGGCGAGAUAUUAACAAAAACACAGCCCGUGUUACUUUAUUUAACACCUCAAGAAACAGGAAACACGGAUUACAAAUUAAAAGCUUCAAAACGCGCUCACAAACUAAAAAAAAAGGGUAGAAACUGCAAAACGCUUCAAUUAAAUUGAUGUAUUUUUAUUGCCAAUUAUUGUUUUUAUUGACAAUAAUUAAGUGGUGAUUUUGUUGAACAAUUAUUACAUUUUAAGAUUUCUUUUACACAUCUCUACCAGGGGUGCACAGGUACUUUGUGUGUGCAUUGUGAUGUUUAAUGUAACACAGAAGGACCUCAUUUGACAGCUGGCCUCCGUCUCAAAAAACCAUAUUGGAGCACAGCGAGAGCCGAGUCCCGCAGUGAGGUUUAAGGACGACAGGAUGGCCACCAGAAUAUGCUCAGUGCAUCCUGUACACGCUCAGCAACGCAGUGAAUCCUCCUUAAACGCUCGUCUCUUGUCCUUCCAAACCAAGUACUAAACUUCUUCUCUUCUUGUUUUUAACUUAUUUAAUCGAUGAAUCGUUUGUUUUAUCUCUCCGGAGCUGUGGAUGGGUUUCUGGUUUAAGGUGGAGGGAGGGUGGAGCUCAGAGCCUGAGUGUGUGUGUGAUAACUGAGAGCUUGUCAUGGCGUAUGUAUGCAGAUUCACGAGGAGGCGAGUGUGCUUGACGUUACACCGAGCCUCGAGAGUGUGUGAGGAACCAUUUUCUUUGGCUAAAAGUCAAGUGUUAUCUAACUUAAAUUACUUUAUAUGUGUGCUUAUAAAUUGUUUAUUGAUUAAAUCAAGUUAAAGUCUAACAUUUUGAAUGCAUUAACAGCCUAACUGGAAAAUUUGUCAUUUUCUAACUUUAACAUAGUUCCACGUUUAAAUAUGCAAAUUUUACUGUCAAAACUACGACAAUGACUAAGUAGCUGCAGUCUACGUUUAACAAACAUUCAGGUUAUUGGGUAAAACACGACUAACUAGCAAUACUUUGAAAUGUACAGAACAUGACUGAGCACAAAUUACAACCCAGUAUUAGAACCCAUGUAUUGGCAUGACCAUCAUCCCUUCUGUUCUGUGUUCCUACUGUGUAUAGAGGUGAAAACUCAUGUAGCAAACGCCGAAGUUUCUCUCGUACCUGCUUACUCCGACCAAACAACCAGCAGCAGAUUCAGCAAUCCAUGACUCUGAGCCUAAGUUGUGUCAUCAAACCAUUUUAUAAAGUUAGAUGUACUGCAAAACAUAACAAAAAAAAAAACAAAAACAAAAAAAGCACAUAAUGAAAAAAAAUGGGGGGGAAAACAUAAACGUCAUCGUCACAAAUCAGCACCAUCCCUCACUUUCCUUUACCCUCCUCCCUAUUCAUGAAUUUGACUGCAACCCUGGGCUGGACCAAACAGCCAAUGUCCACCCAUAACCUUCCACGACCUUCUGCAUGUGCCCCCCAACCCCAGAGCCUUGCUGCAAAGCUUUAAUUACUUCAUUUCAAACUGGUUGGACCGGUUCAAGACCCGGUCCCCGGUCAGAGAUCGAUGCGACGCCGCCUCUGCAGCAAGGGGACCGACUGGCAUCAGGUUGCACAUGAUGAACAGUUGCGUGUGUGUGCACGGGCACUAUGCGGAGGAGGCGGACGCACAAGGCCGUGCGUGCGCUUGUGCAGCUGAGAGUUGGUGCAGACGUACAGAUCACGCUUACCGACUGCGGCGCUGCCUGGACGACAUUAUGCCCGCCAGCUCACCAACCACCAACUGUAGAAUGCAAACAGCAAUGCAAGUGUGGCAUGCCUCUGUACCCAGUGUGUGUCCGGUGCCUGCCCUGGAAAUGCAUAGGAGAAAAAAAAACAAACAUAUGUACUAUAUAAAAGAUAUAUAUAUAUCUAUAUACAUAUAUAAAAUAAGAGAAAAUACGCUUUUUUAAGACAGAUAAAUGAGAUAAAUAGGUGUUUCUUUAAAAAAAAAGAAAAAAAGAAGAAUUGUACCAUCUGCAUGAAAUGUGUCUUUGAAUGCAAAUAUAACUUUAAGGAGAGGAACUCUGACCACAUGGCUACAGAAAACACUUGUUUACAUUACUUUGAAUGGUCAAAAUGAUCUGUGACAAUUAUUACCAGCCACAAGCCAGAACUACAAAUCUUUAUGAGGACAAAACUCAUCUAACAGCUGCAAGUUAUUCAGAGUAAAUCCAUCACUGACUGAGGGAGAAGAUAGUUUGUUUCUUUCAUUAUCUUCUGUUAGACCAGCUUUGAAACGUUUAGAAGGCAUUGGAUCGAGGUGCAAAAAGCACAAAUUACAAAAUCCUGUAGGUGUUUACAAAACUACAUGCACCAGCGGACCAAAGUAAAAGCUGAACUUCAAGUUUAGUGUAUUUAAAUAUCUAAAACACUGUUUACUCAAGGCAUGGGCCGGUGGGAGGUUCUCAGGGUGUUCUCAAUAUGUUUUCACUGCAUCGCAUUGUUUACACAAAAAAAAUAUUUCACAUCAUUUAUUUGCUUUAUUUAACUCAGACACGCAACUAUUAUUUUUCCUGCUGCAGAAAUAGUUUGAUAUAUAUGUAUUACAUGUGCAAUUACAGUAAUCGUGUGUGUUAUAAUAAUGUUGCUGAUAACAUUUAUUUAUGAUUUGAUAUGUUGACCUUUGAAUAAAAUGCAGAAUAAACACCUGCUACUUUUAGGAGCAGUUUUUCAGUGCUUAUUAGCGUUGAUGUCAGCUGGUCAAUUAGUCAAGUUAUUUGCUCCGGUAGAGAAGACAGUCAGCUGCCUAACAAAAACUCUUUCUGCAGCUUUGAAACAGUAUCACUACUGAUGGUAUCCACCUUAUCUCUAUCCAGAAAUGUUUCUAAAUAACUUUCUAUAACUUGUCAGUGCAGGAAAAGAAGAGGGUAAAGGAUUCAUAAAGCUGACCAGCAGUGCUCAAAUUUAAGUCGCUAUAAUGAUGAAAAAUGUGAGUGAUUUUAAAAUCUUACUUUUAAAAUACAUCUUGGUUACACCCUACACAUCUGUAACUGGCCCAUGCCUACAUUUCAGCUAGUUUUGAAUUCCACAGCAAUGAUUUUUGUUUGCAUUAAACCAACAAUAGACAUAAAAAGCUAACCUCAGUUUGUUCUCAAAACACACAUUUUAUAUCUCAGAAGCUAAAGGAGCUUCUUUUUUGUUCAAGCCGUGUGAAACAAAACACUCGUCUUACACAACCACUCUGUUUUCUCACACUCCUUUGAGCAAUACUUUCCUGAUUUCACACUGAACUCCAAAUUCACUAAACUAGCUACAGUGAUCAGCAACAUGUUAGCAUCGCAAUAAUUGGACCGUGCCAUCUUACUCCAGAUCCAACUCUGGUGUCACAACAGCGAGAAGUCAGUGGUGCUGACAGACGAGACUUCGGAGCAGAAACAUGUCAGACGACUUACUCCGAUGCAGAUGAGACGGUCUUUCUGAUCGCUGUGGGAAGAAGGAGAAACGCGUCAGCUCUGCUGCUGUCAUUUUCCCAGUUUUAAGAUUGAAAAGCUCUUUCACACAUUUUGAGAGAAAUCAUUCAUGCUGACAAGCAUAAUUAUGAUAAUUACGAAGGAAGGUAACAUCAUUCAAAACGCUUUUGCCAAGGCCUUUAUGCACAGGAAUCAAACAUGUGGACUGCAUGGUUUAAACUAGUCUAAGGGCAAAUUUUGACUCCUAAAGACGAAGUGCACUGACUAUACUAUAAUGCAUUUACUUAUGGUCUGAGCAAUGUAUGUUUUCUACUUCACGUGAAUGCUUUGCCCUGUGAAGUCUUACCUCUUUUGAAGACUUGGUCUUGCAUAUCUAAUGUUAGAAUGUAGUGAUUUGUAUUGAACAUCAGUGUUAGCUGACAUAUGCUGUACAUUUAGUUAUGCUCCAUUCUUUUUAAAUAUUCUGCUGAUGUACAAUCCGAACAAUGAGUUUAUGUUGUAUUUUUCUGUCUGAGAGAGAGUGCGCUUUCUUUACGACGCUGAUGUUUGAUGGGGCUAGGGGAGGAUCUUCUUUGAUUGUUUUGCUUUUUGAAGCGGCCACAUUAAGUUUAAAAAUGUGAUCAGUUUUCUUUCAGUUUAUUACUGAGGAAAGAAGCUCAUGUUAUUAUAAACUGCACAAAUGUAUGGACUCUGGGUGAGGCGUUCUUAAGCAACAGCAUUAAGAACGAACGCUCGCUGGUAUGAAUGUAAACUGCCAACUUUUUUCCUUAUUUUUUUUUUUUCUUUAAUUGCUGGUUGCAAUUUAUUUCUUACUUUCUGAAUGAACGAGACCUUGUGCAAAAGGUUUCGAGCACCUGAUGGUUUCCAAUAAUUAACUCAGCCGCCCUAUUAAUGAUCUAGCAUUUUGAGUGAUUGUAAAUAGCUGCAUCUCUACCGGCUGCUUUUUUAUUCUUAGUUACCUGUCAGCCUUGCUGGUUUGGACGGAUCCUGAUGAGUUUGUAUUUGUGUCGCCGGGGAAUGCUCCGCCUGACGAAGAGGACGAUGAGGGAGGAAUGUGCCAACAGUGGCAGUCAAAAAGAGGGGGCUUUGCGGGGUUCAGCGCUGACUCCCUCUCUCUCUCUGAUGCUGCUGCUGGACUCUGGACUGAGGUCGCACGUUCCAAGAACGCCUAAGCACUUGUAGCACAACUGUGUCCUGUUUUGCUAUUACUGUACAGUACUGAUUGUUAUGCUUUUUCUCUUUGGUCUUAACAUUUCCCAUCAAGAUUGUGGAUGCUGUUUCCCUUUCUCCUGUAUUAUCAGCUGUAUGUAUGAUAAGCAGAUAUAUCCACGGUUACACAGGCUUUUGCUUUUUUGUGGAGGUAAAAAUUUGCCAAAGGUGACAAUACUGUGAUGUACAAAAUGUAUUAAUACUCCUUGAACUUUCCUAGGUUUUGCCACUUUAAAAAGAAAAUCUGUUUUUGUUGUACUUCAUGUGUUAGAGACCCACAAAGAAGAUGAUAGAGGGAGUAUAAAUUGUUUUAAUUAUUAUUUUUUUUGCAAAUAAUUGUGGUGUCCAUUCAGGCCCCUCAGUCAAACCCUUGUCUUUUUAUUGAAAUUACCAACGUCUCUACUAGCCUUGCAAGUAUACAGAUUGAAUUUUCCCCUCAAAGUCCUAAAUUUGCAGUACCGUAAUUCUGCCACACGUUGCGCUACCUAAAAAAUUCCAAUGAUUUCUGAAAGGGGAGACGUUGCGCUUUCCAGGCAAUAUCAGGUUAUUACGGUAAUUUCACUCCUGCCCUAGCAGGAAGUGAAAUUAAUCUGACGGUAAAUUGGGAAAAUAACUUGUGGAUAUUGAAAGUUCCAGUUUUUCUGGAUAAAUGGGCAAAUAUAUUUCUCACAGGACAUUUAAAGAACUGCAUACAAUUAAAAUAAGCAAACAUAUCCAUUAUAUCCAUUUAAAUUUAGGACACAAAGGAUAUGCAACACGUUUUUUCUCAUUCGAUAUUGUCUGCUGUUUAGCUCCAUUAAGUUUCUUGCUGAAGAAAAGCAUCCCCACAGCAUGAUGCUGCCACCACUAAGUUCAACAGAGACCACAGAAUCUUGUGUUUUGGUUCUCUUCUGCAGCUGUGAUUACAGUUGUUACUUUGUCUUCAUGAUGCUAUUCGUUUUUACAAAUGCUCUCGCACAAUCUUCAGAUGGAUUUAUGCUGAGAUUAAAUUAAACACAAGGCAGACUACGUUAAUCAAUAAAGUGGUAUCAGCACUGAAUUUAAUUUGUAGGUGUCAGAGCAAAACGGGCAGAAUACAAAUCCACAUCACACUUUUCAGAAUGUUGGUCUAUCGCAUGAAAUCCCAAUAACCCAGAUUGAAGUUUGGGAUUCAGAAGUGGCAAAAUGUAAAAAGAAGUUCCAGGGGUGUGAAUAUUUUUGUGAGGCAUUGUAAGUGUUGCUUAUUUCCCCCUUGACAUCAGACAUAUUUUGUCAUACUCACUUAAAAAUAUUGGUUGUUAUUGUUUUUUCUUUUGGAAAGAACUCCUGCCCACGUGCCAUCUAAUUAAGCAAUAAGUACAACCAGACAAAACAUGAAAGUAACGAUCCCCUACGCAGAUUUUCCUGGAAAAGAUGAGACGCUGCAUUCACAUCACACCCCUUUUAUGGCACCUAUUGCAGUGGCACAGAUGCCAGCAGACUAUUGGCAAUGGCUUCUCAUUAAAUCAGCCUGUAGGGGAGACUGUAAAGUGUUUUUCUUGUUUUGUAUUUAUUUUUUUUUACUCAAAGCUGAAGUGCACAGGUGUACCUCUGAAUAAUUGUAAAGAUGCCAAAAAGAAAUGACAGAAGAGGGAUGACGGAUGCUAAACAACACACAGUUCAAGCAGACACGAGGAAGAAACGGUGCAGCUGCUCUGAAAGCGUUUUCGGCUGUAAACGCCUCUCAACUCAGCUCCUAGACUCCCGGUUAAUUUACUCCGCCAAGACAACUGAACAUGUUAAUCAUGCAGAUGUUUUACUACAAGUGAGACUGACAGCAUUUCUUUAAAUCUCCUUGUUAGUAACUGUAAAACUGUAAAGUAUAUUUCAAUGUAAAUAGCACUUUGGGUCAUUUUUACACCUUUUAUAACUGUGAAUAUGGAUUUAAAUUUAUAUUAAAAAUUAUAUUUACAAAUGGUCUCAGAGCCUCAACAGUGGUGCAGGUGCGACCUCACCGCAAACCCACAAUGAGUGGCAGCAAACCCUUUCAGAGGCAGCGGCGUGCGCCAUCUUAGCCCUGGUUCCUGUGACCCAGUCUUUGUCCCGCAGUGACGGGUUCAGCCACAGCCUUUUCUCUUCAUGCCUGUCUGCUUGAACUCUCCAGAUGAGUGUCAAAGAGCUGGAGGCAGAGGCUUUGUGAGCUUGUAGCUCAGGACCGAGCCUGUGUAGCUACAUGGAGCUGCUGUGAUGCAAAUGCACUCUGUGCCCCGGAGCGCUGUCGUGGUUAUUGUCUGUUACCAGGAAACCGAGCCGCACAAAAAGCACAGCGGGGGACAGACACACAGCCACGCUGUGGGGAGGCAGACUGGUCAGGCAGGAUGCCCUGAUGGAGGGACAGACAGAAGGAUGUAGGAUGUCAGAAGUUGCCACAAGGGGAACCCUUUAACAAGUGUUUCAAAGUUUAAAACACAAAAAUAAAGGAAGGGAAUAGCACUGGCUGAGAAAAAUAAGGUGCAAACUGUUGUAAACACAGGUAAAGUGCUGAGUCAAGCUUUGCACUUUUAGGAUGUUUUCACAGCUGGUAGUCCGGUAGACUCUGUUCGAUUGGGGAACAAAACUCGCAAAAUUUGUCACAUUGCCAACUGCGGCGCUUCGCUUUCACGCUGCACUGUGUCAACAAUCCAAACCCUUUGAAAAAAAUCCUCGCCUGUGGUGGCGCUGUACCAAAAGCCACCGAAGGAAACAACACAGAAACCUCAGAAGAAGUCAUGAGCUAACUUCCUUCUUCACAAACUGUGAACAGAUUUUAGCGGUUGCAGGAUUUGUCUUUAGUCUUUGGUAAAAGACUGCGGGUCGUUUCCUGCUAAUGCUAGACUUUCGCGUUUGUUUUGGUUGUAUUUACCCAGAGUGCCCUGCUUCUGAAGCAGUCUCCGGGUCGCUUGGCAUUCACAUAUGCAUUUGAACCGUUCCAGAGUUCACUUUAACCGAACUGAGACCUAGGUUUGUAGUUCGCUUACUUGGUCCGCAUCAGAGUUUGAUUGUGGAUUCACACUUCCCCAAACGAACCAGACAUUUUCGGCAAACAGACCAGAGUUCAACUGAAGUGGACUAAACAGGGCUGGUGUGAACACACCCAUAGUGAUCUCCAACUGGGAAUAAAACCGAGUAGGCAGUAAAACAUCAUGAAGGCAUGGCAGGUUCAAUCAGUCUGCCCCAUCCUCAGUGAGGCUGCACUGGAAAGCUGUCUGUUAGCCUUCAGCUCCCUUUGUGUCAUUCCUUUGACAGAAUGCUGUAUUAUCACACCAGGAUUGCUAUUAUUGUGACUUUACCCCAUUUCUUUUAUACUGACAACUGGGACAUUGUAUAGCUGUAAAGAUUGACUGAAUGAUGACAUGGUGUACAUAUGCUGUAUCGAUUAAAGACAAUGCAUUGAGCUUUUACAUGC
Poecilia reticulata (guppy) is the source of this 10236-nucleotide messenger RNA. RefSeq names its product N-acetyltransferase 8-like (gene aspnat). The record is from RefSeq and is a predicted model, not a curated record. Gene Ontology annotation, molecular function: L-aspartate N-acetyltransferase activity. Gene Ontology annotation, cellular component: mitochondrial membrane. NCBI's taxonomy places the organism in Eukaryota, Metazoa, Chordata, Actinopteri, Cyprinodontiformes, Poeciliidae.